Molecule: messenger RNA, 456 nt
Organism: Alexandromys fortis (reed vole)
Lineage: Eukaryota; Metazoa; Chordata; Mammalia; Rodentia; Cricetidae
Product: ADP-ribosylation factor 3-like
Exons: 1
Coding region: 1-456 (151 amino acids)
Biological process (GO): intracellular protein transport; vesicle-mediated transport
Cellular component (GO): cytoplasm; plasma membrane
Molecular function (GO): GTPase activity; GTP binding
Source: RefSeq, a predicted model, not a curated record
AUGCACAUUCUCAUGGUGGGCCUGGAUGCUGCCUCGAGGACAACAGUUCUAAACAAACUGAAGCUGGGUGAAAUUCUAACCACCAUUCCCACCAUUGGGUUUCAACGUGGAGACAGUGAGUACAAGAAUAUCAGCUUCACCAUGUGGGAUGUGGACGACCAGGACAAGAUCCAGCCACUGUGGCACCACUACUUCCAGUACACCCAAGGCUUGAUCCCCCUAGUGGACAGCAAUGACAGAGAGCGUGUGAAUGAGGACUGUGAAGAGCUCAUGAGGAGGCUAGCUGAAAUCGAGCUCUGGGAUGCCGUUCUCUUGGUGUUUGCCAACAAGCAGGACCUCCCCAAUGCCACGAAUGCGACUGAAAUCACAGGCAAGCUGGGGCUGCACUCUCUACGCCACAGGAACUGGUACAUUCAGGCCACCUGUGCCACCAGCGGGGACGGGCUCUAUGACUGA